GUGUAUAGCAGGACGACGGUGAAAGUGAUGGAUAAGUUUUUGAAGAGGAAAAAUGCUGACUCUGAACUGGACCCUGGACAAAAUCCGGACCCAGAUGAAGGCCCUAAUAUGAGUGGAGGUCAUAAGAAAGCAAAGACGUCCAGCAAAGUUUCUGGCGCGAGGCAAGAAACAAAAGCUGUCUUUCAUUUGGAUUUACUUUUACCGGAAAUGCAACGGCACCGACUCUGUUGUGGUGAAAAGCUCUCCAACGGCGCUAUGGUCCCAAGUAAGCUUAAACGCCAUCUCCAAACGAAACACCCUUCACUUCAAAACAAAAAUGUGGAGUAUUUUGUUCGCCUGCGUGAACACACGGAGAAACACGCAACUUUCAUGAGAAAAAGCAAAGGUAAACGAGAGAACCCUUAAACCUAGCUAGCUACCACGUCGCUGAACUUGUGGCUAAAUCAACUUGUGGCAGAGCAAUUAAUACUUCCCGCCCGCAACGCCAUUGGAAAUGAAAUAGCCAAAGUUCCCCAUGCUGGCCAACAAAGCUAUUUUGACAUUGCUCCCAUUUUCCACAACAUACCUGUGUGAGGUGAGCUUUUCAAGUCUGACUGCUGUAAAAAGUAAAAACAGAGAAAGACUGAGAGCUGUGGAGGAAGAGCUUCAUGUGUGUCUUUCAUCGAUUCCUGCCAGGAUAUCAACUCUGUGUUCAUCCAAACAGGCCCAGGUUUCACACUGAGGUCGUGGGGAUGCUGGAGCCUAUCCCAGCUGUCUUCGGGCGAGAGGCGGGGUACACCCUGGACUGGUGGGCAGCCAAUCACAGGGCACAUAUAGACAAACAACCAUUCACACUCACAUUCAUACCUAUGGACAAUUUGGAGUGGCCAAUUAACUUAGCAUGUUUUUGGAAUGUGGGAGGAAACCCACGCAUGCGCGGGGAGAACAUGCAAACUCCACACAGAGAUGGAGAGAUGGAGUGUGUGGAUGUGCGCUAACCACUCGACCGCCGUGCAGCCGAGUAUAAAUAUGAAAGAUUAUAAAAUACUUUAUUCUUUGUGUUUAUUUGAUUCCUAUUCAAGACGUUAUAUAUAACGUCAUUCUUCAAUGUUAAGAAAAAAAACUUAUAUUAACAAUAUAACACUUACAUAUAUUGUUAAUAUUAACAAUAUAACACUUAUAUUGUUAAUAUAAGCUUUUUUUCACAUUUUCAGCUGGUGGUGUGCCGCGGGAUUUUUCCAAUGAAAAAAAUGUGCCUUGGCUCAAAAAAGGUUAAAAAACACUGCAUUAAUGUAUACACAAAGUUUUAAAUCUAUUAAUAAUUCAGUAUGAAUAAUAAAAAAGACAAAUUAUUUCAAGUCAAAGGUGGUUUAGGUUAUUAUCCACAGUAAAUAGUUACGGCAUCUUGUGGUUUGUUAAUGGAAAGUCAUUCAUUUAUUUGAACAUGAACAUGCAUGUUACAUUGGAAUACAUCACUUUCCCAAUUCUACGUCUCACAAUGUAAAGAUGGACCUUUAGGAUUUCUCAACAAAUGUGAGGAUAAGCGGUAGAAAAUGAAUGGAUGAAUGUUAAAUUUCACUUGUUCUCUAUUAUGUCCAGUAGAUGGCAGAAGAGACCUUCAUGAAAAACCUCACUGAUUGAAUGAGCCAUUCUCAGUUUGCAUGCAAACUAAUUGUAAAAAGGGCCUCAUAAACAUAUGUGGUUAGUGAGUAGCACACUCUUGUGGUGAAUAGAUGUAAUAGCAAUUUAUUUGCAAUUCCCCAUCCGCCUCUGCUCGGUGACAAAUCAAAACGCAGAUCAAUACGUGCUUUCACCAUAUUAGAAACUCUCCAUUCUGUUAUGAGAAAAUAUGUUGUAAAAAGGGGUUAACUUUGCCACACAGAAGCAUAUACUCCCUUCCUCAGAAUAAAUAUAACACCUUGGUUCUUCACCCUAAAUACACCUGAAGAUGGGAUUGCUCAUCUUCACAAUCCUAAUGUUAAACAUGGACACAUUUAUUUCCUUUUUCUGUGCAUAUUAACAAGAGAAAACAACUUCGUAUGACCUAGCUAACAAUGCACAUCAUUGGGACACACCUAUUUCAACUACAAAACCAAUUAAAAAAACAUUUUAUAUGCAUGCUGUGAUCAUGCAAUAACAAGUACAUUGAUGAUACUACUGUAAUACUUAGAGUAUCUUGCCGUAUUUUGAUGAUUUAAAACAAUACCAGAACAUCUUUCCUAGCCUUGAUUUCAAAGACCCAUUGAUCGGAAGUAACGCUACUUCUGUGAACAAGGUCAGACGCAUCAUCGCCGCAGGUCAGUUCUGCACAGUAAAUGGAACACUGUUGGUUUUUGUUUUCUUCAGGCUGAAGCGUCAAAAUGGGUGUGUUGCAAUGACAUGCAUUGUUAGCUAGCUCAUAUUAACUGGUUUUCUGGUGUUAUAAUGCACAGAAAAGGGAAAGGAAUACUGUAUUUUCUGGACUAUAAGUCGCACAAGGCCUAAAAUGCAUAAUUAGGUAGAAAAAAAACAUACAGAAGUCGUACUGGAGUAUAAGUUGCGUUUUUUGCAGGUAAUUUAUUUUCCAAACUACUUGACCAAAACAGACAUUACAUCCUCUUGGAAGGCGAGUUCUAACAAUAAAAGAAUAGAGAACAGGCUGAAUAGGUGUAAGAUAUGCUAACACAAUGGUUAUUCAGCUACACAAAAAAUAAACAUGAACAGAAAAGGUGUCCAGUGUUUAUGUACCUUAAACAGUUUUUUCAUUUAUAAGUCGCUCUGGAGUAUAAGUCGCAGGAACAGCCAACCUAAAAAAAAAGUGUGACUUAUAGUCCGGAAAAUACGGUACUCUUCUUUUGUGUAUUCCCACUCCCUUUCCAAAUAGUCACUGGAUUUUUCUCCCCAUCUGUUCAUAAUGUACCUGUAUAAAGUCCUCAUAUUGUUGUUCUGACAAAUGACAAUGUAAUUCAGGAGGUCCUCUGUUUUUUCCGUCUAAUUUCUAGGUCCACUUUUGGGCUCUUUAGUCUCCACGGGGCCUCUUCAGGGUACACCACAAAGGGGUUUACUUGUCCUCCUGCUAUUCCCAACUUCUUUGCUAUUUUCUUUCCUAUUUUGGCAAAAUGCUGACUGGUGUGCUUCCCAUUCUCUUAGCUUUCCUGUAAUACGUCAUGUGUUGGGUGACUGUCUCGAUGCCCUCUCAAAUUCCAGUGGCGUUUCUCCAGUCUCUACUAGGAUUGGUAAUGAGUGCAGUCCACAGUUCAGCUAAGAAGAGGCAGAUGAUAAUUGUUACCAGGUGUGUCAGGUAAGCGGUUCAAGACACAGCAGAUAUAGGCACACAGAUCAUGACGGAGAGGUUCCAAUACGUGUGGUUGAAUGAGCUCACGAUGGAACAUGGAGCCUGGCCCAGCAGGGUGCACUGUAGUCGGACACACUCUACAAGUAACCUUACAUUUGGUCUUACAGUUGGACCUCCCGUCACCUUUCUGUGAUGAGGGCGGUGCUUGGAAGCACACAAGAUGUCACAAGGCCAGAAUGUGACCAUGUCUAAGCAAUUACGGUAUACUGUUGCUUCCUUGUUCAAGUGCAUCAGGACCGUAGCCCAAAAGACGAACCUCUUCUACGAAUGAAUCCAAAACAAAGCUGAGGUCAACCAGAGUGGUUCAUUCAUUCCUGGACCAUAAGCAACAUCCAGUCACUGCUUUUAAGCCGACCAGACCAAGACAUACAACUUGACUGUCACUAAGUCAUGAAGUCUCCAAUGAGGGGUUUGUGUUCAAGUGUAAAGUCAGCCACAGAGAAUUCAUUCACACUCCGCUGCCUAAACACACAUCCUCACACACACACACACACACAGGAAACCUUGGAAAAGACUUCAUCCAGUUUGUGAUGUAAAGUCAGUUCCAGCUAAGUGUGGUAUGUUUUCCUUUGGAGUUGGCUGACAGGAAAGCGCAGUGAUUUUGGUGGUGGUAGUAGCUGCGCCUUACUCACACACACUGCUGUGCUCUCCAGACUGAGGGGAGGGGCGGGGGGGGGUCUUAACCAGAUGAAGGAUACUGAGGAAGCAUGCACUCAAUUCCACUGGCCUGGUUUUGAUCUGUUGUUACAUACAGUAUGUCCCGCCUCUUUUCCUUGAGUCAAUUCAUGUCUCGCCUUGUAUUUUCGGUAGAAGCAGUGGCAGCUGACUGAAAGAGUGGAAAUGAUUGACUACGAGCGACCCUACCCAUUAACCUGUGGACCAGGAGGGAGGGGUGUACUGGUUCCCCAGCUCCCGGUGCACACUCAUCCAGCCAUGCCUCAGAGAUACUCCCACCAGAGGAGGAAAGCCAGCACGGCUGCUGCUCGGAGGAUGGAGAGGAGGCGCAGGGACCAGUGGAAAAGCAAUACAAAUAACAACAACAACCCAAACGACGGCCAGAACCAUCGCUCCAGGAAGCUCGCCAUGCUCUCCAGAUCCUUAAUUUUGUGUCACUCCAAGACCAAUGAUGACUGCCCCAGUCCAGAAGCGAGGGAGGCUGAGGAUGUGCCAGAGAAAAGAAGGACAUGGAGUUCAGGCUGGACGACAGACUUGGCCCAAACAGGAUACAGAAAUACAAAAAUUGGACACUGGAAGACUUGGGAAUUAACCCUGGAGACUAGAGGAGGGAUAGAGACCGCCGAACAGCUGCACCAAAACACAAGCCUCAGUGAAAAUAAAACAAGACUGCGGAAAUCCUUUAGCAUCAAGGAGAGUAGCAUUUGGAGGAUGUGUGUAGCCACAAGAGCCACUGAGGAGGUGUGUGUACCAGACAUGUCCGAUUAUGGCAUCCAGGCAGAAGACAAAGAUACUCAUGUGGAGCCAAGGAUGAGAGGAGGGGAUGUAUACAGAGGUUCCAACUUCCUGAGCCCAGAAAAACUGUCACCAUUCAACGGCCAAUGUCUAACUGGUGCUGCAUGGAUGGAGGCGGAGAGACUGAGGAGCGUGUACACGACAUCUUGUAGUCAGCCCACCUCGCAGUGUGAAGACUCUCUCCAUUCCCAAAUUCUAAGCACAAGCCUGCAGCAUCCAUCACUUAUCUCCCAGUCAGAUCAGCUGUCUUUGUCUGCAUACACAGACCAAGGACUUACAGCCAACAACAACCAUCUCAAGUUGGCCAUUCCGGAGGUGAAGGAAGAGACCAACUGGGAGACGGACGAACAUCAGCAGAAUCCAACAGGACAGACGGGCAGCAAUAAGACAGACUCCAAUUCAAACAGUGUUCGUCCUUACUGGAUCGGGGACUUGGACAGCAUCAUUAUGAAAAGCCCUGAAAUGUACACCACUCAGCCUGACGGGGGAUGUCAUCUCUACGGCAACAGGAAGUCCCUAUCCCAACAGCUGGAUUUAGUACACAGUUCACUCCAGCCCUGUCGGUCAUCACGCUCCCUGAGCUCUGCCCAACUGGUCCAUUCCUGCAGUAACACUCAAGCUUUUAUGAUCUGUAACGUUGUGUUGAUGAAGGGCCAUGGCAAGGGUCUGGGCUUCAGCAUAGUGGGUGGGAAGGACAGCAUCCAUGGACCGAUGGGGAUUUAUGUCAAAACCAUUUUUCCUGGUGGAGCAGCAGCUGCUGAUGGAAGGCUACAAGAAGGUGAUGAGAUACUGGAGCUCAAUGGGGAGUCACUGCACGGUUUGAGUCACGAUGAAGCCCUCCACAAGUUCAAACAAAUCAAAAAGGGUCUAUUGGCUCUGGUGGUGAGAACAAGCCUGCGGGUUGGGGCCUUGUGCGGCCAGCCCCAACUAAAUCAGCUGUGCAGAUCACGCUCACUAAACUCCACCACAGCCAUGGCCGAGAUCAGCACUGACACGGGAGAGUACGACUACCUGAGUAAAACCUGCGACAGCUCCAGAGCGAGUGUUCUUGGCCAGCCUGCUAAACCCCGCGACCGCAUCAUGAUAGAAAUCACCCUGCAUAAAGAGGCCGGUGUUGGUCUGGGCAUUGGACUGUGCUGUGUUCCAUCUACUGACGGAUGUCCUGGAAUCUUCAUCCAUACACUCUCUCCUGGAUCUGUGGCACACAUUGAUGGCAGACUCCGGUGCGGGGAUGAGAUCAUGGAGAUCAAUGACACCGUGGUCUACAACAUGGCACUGAACGACGUCUACACAGUCCUGAGCCAAUGCAGUCCAGGUCCAGUUCAGGUUAUUAUCAGUCGACACCCUGAUCCCAAAGUAUCAGAACAUCAGCUGAACGAUGCAAUAGCUCAAGCUGUGGAAAACAGCAAACUAAGAAAGGACAAGAGCAAUUGGAGUAUUGAUGGACUGCGGAGGUUGGAGUCUCACGGCCGUUGUUCAGAAAGGAGCUUCAGUCAGACCACGGUCCGUGGAGCUCAGAAGUUCAUGACGCGCUCCUGCAGUGAUAACACCAACAGCCGCUGCCUCAUCAGCCACGGUUGUCAUAAAACGCAUCACAACCCACCAGCCCGUGUCCAUAGCCUAGACACACCCAAGUCAAUGACAGAGACAUGGUCUGACAACAGACUGUCGGUGCCAGUAUAUCCAGAUGAUGACUACAACGUUCCGUUUAACUGUCCUGCUGCCAACCUGCCUAGUCAGCAGACCCUGGAUGACGCUUUCAGGGCCAAUAAGUCCACCUCCAGGCUGCGUGCUGUUCCACGUCGCUACGCCUGGUCUCAGGAUGUGAGUGGCGAGGAAGGUUACAAUGGAGACUCCAGUGGUUCCAGUAGAGCGUCCCCAGAUAGAGAUGAUGGAUUGAACACCUCAAUAAACAUUCACUGCCAGUGCAUCCAUAUCUUCAGCAACGUAUGCAAAGGUGUGAGAAAGAUGGUGAAGUUACUCUUAAGGGAUGAAGAAGAUCAAAUCAGAAAAGAGUCGGAGGGGAGCAGAGAAAGCUUCACGGUGAAGGAAAAGGUACACACAGGUGGAUCAGCUGUGCUUUGCUCACAGUCCAACAGAAGAGCUCUUCGGAGGCAGGCACGCAUCCAAUACCAGCUUCAGGAUCCUUGGGUUCGCCUUUCAGACACUUCCCCUGAAGAUCUGCAACAAGUUAGCCACAAUUGUCACCUUCUCCACCAGCCUGUCGCCAUGACUACUGAAGAAAACACCCAAAAGCUGAGCUGCAGUGCGACAGAAUUAACCACCAAUUCUGCUGAGAAACAAAUGGAGAUCUUCAGCAGUUUAAAGAAGGGUCCUCCCGUGGCACCAAAACCCGCUUGGUUUCGCCAAAGCCUGAGAAAGAUCCGCUCUGAGCAAGAUCAGAAGAAGCAGGGUGAAGCUGUUAAGACGAGGCGAGCCGGAGGCUUCCAUCGAAGUUUUAAUGUCAGAUCUGCCUCGUCUGUCGCCAGCCUGUCCAUCAAAGACAAAAUCCAUUCAUUUGAGACUUUUUCAAACCCAGAGAGUCCGGAUCAUGCGGAAAAGGAAAAGCAUGUGUCCUCGUCUACCCCCCUUCGUCUGCCUUCACAUAAAAAACAAUCUGCAUCUGAAAGAGUAACGGAGACGUCUGCUUCACUUUCUGCCAGCUCAUCCAGUCUUGAAUGUGGUGAAACAAAAAAUCUUCCCAAUACCGACCCUCAAUCUGUGGACCCCCCAUCUUGUCAGACUACCGAUACAGAUCUAAAACAUGGGAGCCAGUUUUCUAAUUCAGUUUCAGUCCAGCAUACCUUGAACGUCCAAACAUCCGCAGAAUUGGAUGAUGCUCAAGAAGCAGAAAUACAGAACGUGGGCGAGAGCGGGUCUGUGGAGGUCGAAACCUUAACCAGCCCAAGCCGAUCCUCUUUGGGAUCCAGCCGUGCUGAAGGGGGACGUUCUCCAGAAAGGAACCACAGAGAACAAAGUAACUUGACAAGAAGUGCCAGUCCAUCCACAGACUGUACCUCAUAUCAGGACCUAGAGGGAGAGAAUUUUGGGAAAAUCCUUGCCUUCAGCAACCAGGUAUCACAAGCGUUGAUGCGCGCCCUCCCAAUCUCCACCGACCAUGGCAGCUCUAAUCCAGAUCUCCCAGAAUCCUCUACUGCAGAUGAUAUCGACCAUCAGGAGUGUGAUCCCGUUCCAGAUGUCUCUGAUACUGGAUUUUCUGUCAGCUUGGCCACUCUCAGAGAAUGUACCAUUGAGCUCGGAGAGACGGGGUGCCAAGAAGGAGCGCUUCCUGCUUCUUGCGCUCAGUCAGUCAUCUCGGCCAUUUCGUCAGAAGAAAUACAGACGAUGAUCAGAGAAGUCAGAGCAUUGGAUGACGACACGCUGAAGCAACUGCAAGACAUCCAUGUUGUGAUUCUGCAUAAAGAAGAAGGAGCCGGGCUGGGCUUUAGCAUUGCUGGAGGUUCUGACCUGGAGAGCAAAUCUCUUGCAGUACACAAAGUGUUCCCAAGCGGGUUGGCCACGCAGGAGGGCACCAUCCAGAAAGGAGAUGAAGUGUUGUCGAUAAACGGCCAGACGCUCCGUGGCGUCACACAUGCCGAAGCCACCGCGGCUCUGCGUCAGGCACGCACGCUCAAACUGGCUGUGGUGGUGGUCUGCAAGAGAACGGAGGAGGAACCGAGAGAAGAAGGCAGAAGCUGUGAAGAAUCCCACCCUGCAAACAAAGACAAAGGCACCUUGGUGAGUGUGGAACUAGAAAAAGGUGCGGGCGGAGUCGGCUUCGCCUUGGAAGGAGGAAAGGCUUCCAUCCAUGGAGAUAAACCGAUAGUCAUCAACAGGAUCUUUAAAGGUGGCGCAGCAGAACAGGUCGGUCUUCAGUGUGGAGAUGAAGUACUGCAAGUCCAGGGUACCAGUCUCCAUGACAUGACUCGCUUCGAGGCCUGGACCAUGAUCAAGGCUUUACCUGAAGGCCACAUUGUGGUGGACGUCAGGAGAAAUGAAGACAAAACACAACAUUGUUGAGUCUUUGUCAGCAGACUUGGUAUCAUCCAUUCAUUAUUUAUCAUCUGGGGGUAGAGGUCACUUGGGAAGGUCGUCCAGAAACCAGAGGCUUGGCGGUUGGAACGCUACUUCAUCCAUCCCAAUCACUGCUGUUGUGUCCUUGAGCAAGACGUUUCACCCACCUUGCCUCUGGUGCCAUCCACACUGGUGUAUACAUGUCUAUAUUUGUUGGUGCUUGGACUCAAUUGGCAGCAAUUUGUCCGUCGGUUGUGUUUUACGGAUGUAGUUUACCACCGCCAGUGUUUGACUGCACUGAAUGAAUAAUGGUUUCGGUGCAAAGUGUCCGGAAAGACGCUAUAUAAAUGAAAUGCAUUUUCAGUAGUGGUGCAACGGUUCACUGUCGGUCUGGUAUGUGCCUCGGCUUUUAAAGGGGACCUAAGAUGCUUUUCCACUUUCCUGACCCAUAAAUGUAGUUAGAAUGUUUUAUUCUUGUGUUAAACGAUGCCAAAGUCUCCGAUAAUGAGGUUUGUGCAUUUGGAAGUGAGCCCUAAAAGAAGUUUGGGAUGACUCAAAACACUCGGCUUCAAAAGGCGUGGUAAAACUGCCCCUUUGUGAUGUCACAGAGGGUGGAUUCCUUAUAUGGGCGUGGCUGUAAGCCAGCAAAUCUCUCUCUGCUUCCCCCACCCUUCCCCAAGCUCUGCUCCUCUGUUUACUUACAGGAGUUCCUGAUUCCCUAACAGCAAAAGAAAUCCAUUUUAAUAUGUCCACGGCAUUAUGCAGCUGGACUAGCCGACAAACUAUCCAACGUUACUUGGUGUGGAAGAGUCCGAAAGCAAGCAGUAAGUAACAAUUUAUCAGUGUCCUAACUGUGCUUAUUUUAUGUAAGUCAUGGAGCAAAAUCACUUGCAUACAUUUGCAUACACUUGCAUAUAGCGGGGAUGCUAAUAACCGUUUCCCACCACAAUUAGUUGCCACAUUAGAUGUUACGAUGAUGCCGAACGCUAAAAUGCUAAAGCUACUUACCAUUGAGAGACGUCUUGAAGUAACCUCUUUUCUGAGAACCGUUAGACAGUCCAGUCUCGACUUCCGAAUCGGAUUUGGAAUCCAACACAUACGGCUGUAUGUUAAAGGCCAAUAUGCUAUGCCGUUCACAGCUAGUGGCGAGUGUGACCAACCACUCGCCACUAAAUAAAUCACGUUUUCGUGAGAAACACAAAAUCCAAAGAAAUACAGCUGAAUAGGUGUUGAUUCUGGAAGAACUAUGAAGCUUUGUGUGCUAGUUAUUCUGUGCAGGUGCUCUAUAGGAGUUCACAACUCAAUACAAAAGGCUGAAAAAUGAGCCUAAUAGGUUCCCCUUAAGGUCACAGUUCAUUUAGUCACCAUCCCAUCCAGGAAUCAAAUGAUGUUGGCUUUUAAUCAGCAGUACAAAAUCAGUCACUUUGGUUGCGGGACUGGAACGGCAAAAAGUAAUGCGACUAUAAGGGUGUUAUUUCAUGAAUGGACUGUAAUAGUGUUAAAAAAAAAAAAAAAACCUAAACCGGUUUUAUAUGCUACAAACUACAAAACUAUUUAAUUUAGAAGGAAAUUCCCUUGUCACAGUUGGCUCUGGAGCUAAUUAACCGUUAAUAAAGACGGAUUACUGGAACAGUUUACAACAGCGGUCUCCACCGAGGGCUGAAAUUCCAUGUUUUUUUGUUUUUUUUACAUGGAUACAAAUUUAUCAAUGAUCUAUUUCAAAACGAGGACAGUAUGAAUCUUGAAUAAUAUUAGAUGGCUCACCACUUUGCCAGUCCCAGUUUUCCACAUAGUCACUUCACUUCUUCCAGUGUGCAAAUGAAAGUGAAAAAAUAAAUUUUUUAUAUAUAUUCUUAUAUAUAUAAUAUUUCUCCAUUCAUUUUCUAAUUCACAAUGAGGUUUAGAGAUCGGGACUCGAAACUUUUUUCUUUGUUGUGUAGUUCUUGCCAAAGGAGACAAAAAGGUCCUGUCAAUCAGCACUGCUGCUCGGACAAACAGGUUGAUGACAAUUAUUUAAAAAAAUGAAAAGAUGGUGGAUACAGUACAUUGUAGUAGACAGUGGUGUGUUCUCUGGGUUUUAUGCUGCUGAUUCUGAUCAUCCAUGAGUGCUACUGGCCAGGGGUGUCACAUGGGGGUGCAAAAAAUAGGUCAUUACAAAUUUGACAUGAGCAAUUACCUAAUAAAUAAAUACUCAACAAAUCUUUUCUAUCCCAUUUCUUGUUUUUGCAUUCUGAAGCUCUACUUAGAACCUCCUUUAGAUGAAAAUGUAAAUUAUUGCCAAUUAUGAUCAGGAGCGUAUAACAUUACUGAAGAAUUUAAAUGAUAUUUCAUGAUAAAAUCUCAUUUUAGGUAACAAAUUCUAUUUUUUUCCAGUGUUCAAGGUAGUUUAAAAGUAUCUUUUUUUAUUAUAUAAUUUAAUUAAAUUUAUUUAUCUCUUUUUAUGUAUCUUUUUUAUCUAUUUUACUUUGGGGACGCAAAUGCCAUGUAGACUGUUUGCAUGAAAUGACAGCAACAACAUGCCACAAUAGUUCCUUUUUUAUGGUAUCUUUGAUCCAUCGUCUUUUGGAGGAACAAAACAUGCCUGAAUAAAAUACAAAGCUGUGCUACUUGACUUGACACUUAAUGCAUAUAUUUACUGAACAUAGGACUGGCUUUGUGAAUUUCUGUCUUAAGAAUACUGCGAGAGGCACACACACACACACACACCUUUCAGCACCUUGAUGCAUCCUCAUCACGUUAGUAGUACUUCGUGUAAGUCCUCAAGUCCAGCACAGAGAACAAUGGGACACAUGACUGGAAGUUAUUGAUGAUUGAAAAACAUGACAUUAAAACAUUUAAAAGCACAACAUUGUUGCUUGAUACAUUUGUAAACACACAUCUUUGAAUUAUACAUUUGAUAUUUGCAUUCAAAAUAAUAAUGCACAUUUUUUUCCAUAGUAAAAAAACAAAAAAGACAUCACACAAAUUCCCUAUUUGAGGUUUUUAGGCUCAAUGAGUUAUUAAAGUGGAAUAUAAAAGUAAACACAAAAGUAAACAAAGAGUAAAAUCCUAUACUGUAUGGUUGAUGGUGACUCCAGUAUCAAGUGAUAAUGGAUUACAAAGUACUUCGAAAAGACACUUUGACCCAAGUCAAUUUCCCCUCCAAGAAUGAAUACACAGUACACGUCCAUUCCCUUUGCCGCAACAGAGGUUCAAUUCCUGAAGAGUAUAAAGUGAUAGAGAAUGGAAUGCAUGCACUGCAGCGCCACAUUAGGCUGUCAUGUCAUAAAAGGGAAGAAAAAAAUGACCGCUACUGUUCUGUUCAGUGUAACGGCAUGAAAUUACUGUUCAGAAGGUCACAACAUGAAUUCAUAUAAGCGCAACCCAACCCUGUAACGACUACCUCGAACUUGUAACGCCAUAUAUGGAUCAUAUAUGCACCUCCAGUGCGCUCUAACUCUGAUCUCCUUUUGUAACCAUAAGGGUCUUGGUUUCAUGCAUUUAAACAUACAUAACUCCUAAUAAAACUACAUAAGCUGAUGGUUGCUAACAACUACAAAAAAAAAUAUCUCGCCAGGGUGGCGGAGUCUCAUCCAAGUUAAAACAGCGAUAUGGUGUUCGCUUGAAAAUGUCAAAUAUGUUUUUUUCCUCAUUGAAGGUGAUUUUAUGGUCCCCCUUUUAUAUUUGAUCAUAUAGCCAACAUUAAAUGUGUGAUUGGUAUCGGCUGAUUUCAGUCAUGGAGGAUCGUUAUUGGAAUCAGCAGCAUAAAACCCCAAUCAGAGCAUCCCUACUGUACCCCCUAGUCAAUUGGCCCUCACAUACAGUCAUUGGUAAGACUUCACCCAUUGCUCACCAUCUAAUACCCAUACCCGUGUUAUUUGCUCUGGCAGUGUCAUUAACCUCCUUAUUCCCCAGGUCUGACAUCUUUUAAAUGUUGUAUGCCUGAAAUGACUGCAAUAACCUGCCAUAAACAAAACUCAUCCAAUUCAUCGACAAAUCAUCAUUUAAAAAGUUGGUGAGGGAAAUUGUGCUUAACUGCUGCAUCUGUUUUUACAUUUCUUGAAUUCAUCAAGAAAAUGCUAACUAAUUCACACAUAAUAAUCUAAUUUGUCUAGGUAAUUGACUUUUAUUUUGUCUAAUGCCCCUUGGCCAGGUCGGAAUUGCAGAAUUUGUUCUCAAUUGUCUUACCUGGAUAAACACUGUAUUUCUUUGAAUAGAAAUACAAUAAAACAAAGGUAAUAACUUGACAUGUUUAUUUAUCCCUUUCUUUCAUCAUUUAUAUGUAUUUGGAAUUGUGUUCGGAAUGCAAAACUAUAAUUGUAAAACUAUAGAAAUGUGAUUUAGUGUGUGGACUAAUUGGAUUUCCAUGAUUUCUUAUGGGAAAUAAAGUUUGAAUUAGAGUAUGUUUACCAAGGUCUA
This is a messenger RNA of Doryrhamphus excisus (bluestripe pipefish), 13195 nucleotides long. NCBI's taxonomy places the organism in Eukaryota, Metazoa, Chordata, Actinopteri, Syngnathiformes, Syngnathidae. The record is from RefSeq and is a predicted model, not a curated record.